Molecule: messenger RNA, 633 nt
Organism: Arabis nemorensis
Lineage: Eukaryota; Viridiplantae; Streptophyta; Magnoliopsida; Brassicales; Brassicaceae
Source: the annotation of a GenBank genome assembly
AUGGGUACUUGCUUCAGCAACGAUCCGAUUAUCCCUCCGCCGAAUCAGAUCGUAAUCGUAAUCAGUGGUCCAAGCGGAGUAGGGAAAGACGCGGUGAUCAAUAAGCUUCGAGAGGUUCGUGAAGGUCUUCAUUUCGUCGUUACCGCAACUAGCCGUCCGAUGCGAGUCGGUGAAGUCGAAGGUAAAGACUAUUUCUUUGUCUCGAGAGACAAAUUCUUGUCAAUGGUUGAGAACGACGAGCUUCUUGAAUACGCACUUGUUUACGGCGAAUACAAAGGGAUUCCAAAGAAGCAGAUUCAGGAGUUUAUGUCUAAAGGGGAAGAUAUUGUUCUUAGAGUUGAUAUUCAAGGAGCUCAGACGUUGAGGAGGAUACUUGGUAACUCUGCUGUGUUUAUAUUCCUUGUGGCGGAGAGUGAGAUUGCGAUGGUUGAGAGGUUGAUUGAUCGGAAAACGGAGAGUCAGGAGGAGUUGCUUGUUAGAGUUGCGACGGCGAGAGAAGAGGUUAGGCAUCUGAAGAACUUUGAUUACGUUGUGGUGAAUGCGAAAGGGAAGCUUGAUGAUGCGGUUAAUCGCGUGGAAUCUAUUAUCGAAGCUGAGAAAUCUAGAGUUCAUCAACGGAUUGUGAGGAUUUGA